CUUAAUGGGAAACUGAUAAGCAUCUUAACCAUGGGCAGGACACCCCUGAUAAAAAAUUAAAGGGAAACCCAGUUCCGUUUUUGUUUAAUCCGUCGCACUUUCGCGUAUUUUCUUUAAUUUCUUAGUGUUCCAUUGCUAGGGUGAGUAGGGUCUCUCUCGACUAAGUUCUUCAAUGGCCGGAACCAAGGAGGAAUCUCCUGAACCAGACUGGUUGCGUACUUUUCAGGCGCCAACUCUUAACCACUCUAUAAUGGCGCUAUCCUCUGACUCUGAUUCUUCAGUUGAUGCUGGAAAACCAGGUGUUGACGUCAAAGUUGAGCCUGAACAGGCACCCAGAACCAAAUCUCGUAUCUUGUCAUUAAAUCUUUCGUCAGACUCUGAGUCUUGUGGUGAUGAUACUCUAAUAAAGAAUUACAAACCUUCUAAGUUAGAAGAGCAAGGAGGGGAUGAAGAUGCAGCUCCCAUUGGUCUCAAAGGAAAGUCUCCUCGUAAGAAGGCUUCAAAAGAAAAUGGGCGAAAAGUAACUGAUGAAAUGCCAACAAAAGAGAAGGAUGUAAACAAUGACGUGAAAAGAAAGGAAAAUGAUGGUCAUGAAGAUUUGGAGGAAGAAGUGGCUGAGAAGCAUAACAAGCCUUCUGUCUAUACCUCAACAUUGCCUUUGAUUCUUCCGGAGAAAGUCCAUCGUACGAAGGCACUUGUUGAGUGUGAAGGGGAGUCCAUAGAUUUGAGUGGCGAUAUGGGGGCUGUAGGAAGAAUAAUAGUUCCGGAUGUUCGAAAUGGAAAUCAUGACAUGUUCUUGGACUUAAAAGGAACAAUAUACGGAACAACAAUAGUUCCUUCCAGGACCUUUUGUGUUGUUAGCUUUGGACAAUCAGAGGCAAAGAUUGAAGCUAUCAUGAAUGAUUUUAUUCAGCUGAAGCCUCAAGGCAACGUUUUUGGAUCUGAGACCAUGGUUGAAGGAACACUGGAUGAUUUCUCAUUUGACUCUGAUGAUGAGGCUGUCAAGAAGGCUAAAGCAACUUCUCAAAAAGUUGAUCAAAAUGAUGGUGUUGAAGAUGAAACUAAUGGUAACACCAAAGCAAAAGCUGACAAACCAUUUGGACGAAAGAGGGGUUCAACUGGAGGAGGAAAGGCACAACCACCAAAGAAACCAAGGAAGAAACCGGUUUCAAAGAAAGGCAAGGCCAAAAAGUGAGAGAUGGAUUCUUAUAUCCCAUAGAAAGCUAAGUCUAUAAUCUUGGGAUGUUUAUAAGUUAGCUGAAAGGAGUUAGAUUAGAAAUGACAGAGUGAAUAGUUACUUCGGCAUUGAUUUUGUUCUAGGAGAUCAAUGGUCAAAAGUGUAAUUCUGCAUAGAGUUCUUAUGUUGUUUAACUAUUGAAGUGAUUCUGUAUUUCCCAAUUGUGAUAAUUACUGGUUCUACACAAUAUAUAUCUAUCUUGCUUUAUUUCAGUACCAAGAAAGGUAGCUUUGCCUUACAUUGGUACACAUAUA
Messenger RNA from Mangifera indica (mango), 1491 nucleotides. RefSeq names its product DNA-binding protein BIN4. Gene Ontology annotation, molecular function: double-stranded DNA binding. The transcript has 11 exons. Gene Ontology annotation, cellular component: nucleus; DNA topoisomerase type II (double strand cut, ATP-hydrolyzing) complex. Gene Ontology annotation, biological process: DNA endoreduplication; chromosome organization. Lineage: Eukaryota; Viridiplantae; Streptophyta; Magnoliopsida; Sapindales; Anacardiaceae. The record is from RefSeq and is a predicted model, not a curated record. Bases 173 to 1195 code for a protein of 340 amino acids.